Messenger RNA from Zophobas morio, 1289 nucleotides. Its product is annotated as mitochondrial uncoupling protein 4-like. Gene Ontology annotation, molecular function: transmembrane transporter activity. Lineage: Eukaryota; Metazoa; Arthropoda; Insecta; Coleoptera; Tenebrionidae. The transcript is spliced from 3 exons. The coding region runs from base 285 to 1241 and encodes 318 amino acids. The record is from RefSeq and is a predicted model, not a curated record. Gene Ontology annotation, biological process: response to cold.
UACACUAAAUAAACAACCGACGAAUCUACUUUUAACCUCCCGACCUCAAUUCAUCAGUCUGGCGUGGUUAAUCUCAGGUCAUUUUUGAGGUUAGGUUUGUGUGGACACUCAAAUUGCCAUGUUGACAUUGCCAGUUAACAUCAAUCAAAUAAAUCAAUUCCAUCUUGAACCGUCGUGAUGAUAAUUCGUCGAAUUUUCGCCACACAGUAGCGACAAAAUGUUUACCGAAUCACCUUGCGUUCGUUAAAAGUGUGGCUCGCCGUGAUGACAUUCAUUAAGUAACAAUGAGCUCCAACUCCGAGAAGAAUGAGAAGAAAAUCGUGAAUUCGUUAUGGUUUAUUUACAUAGUGUCAGUGGCAUCUGCAUGGAACGCAGAACUAAUAACCUACCCCCUGGACCUAGUCAAAACCCGUAUGCAAAUCCAGGGCGAGCUCGCCAACAUCAAAGAAGAAAAACUCAUCAAAGGCCCCUACAGGGGCUUCCUCAAGACCGGCGUGGGCAUCGGCUCCGAAGAGGGCUUCUUCAAGCUAUGGCAAGGCAUCUCAGCCAUCUUCGUGCGCCACCUCAUCUACUCAGGCACCCGCAUCGUCGUCUACAAGUCCCUCAAAGAAAAAUUCUUCGAGGUAGGCAAAAACGACCCCUUCCCCUUCUGGAAGUCCGUCACGUGUGGGAUCUCCGCUGGAGUCAUCUCCCAGUACAUCGCCAGCCCUGCGGACCUCAUCCGCGUGCAGCUACAAAUGGAAGGCAAGCGCCGCCUCAAAGGGCUUCCCCCACGUGUGCACGGCUUCUACGACGCCUACAAGAAGACCGUCGCCGCCGCGGGGUACACGGGGCUGUGGAAGGGAUCGGUUCCGAAUAUCCAGAGGGCCGCUAUGGUCACUCUGGGGGACGUGACCGUGUACGACGUCUCCAAGAGGUUUAUCCUGGAGCACACGUCGCUGCCGGAUAACCAUGUCGUGCACACGAUGGCUAGUGUGUGCGCGGGCUUUGCGGCGGCGGUGCUGGGGACUCCCCCGGAUGUGCUUAAGACGAGGAUUAUGAACCAGCCGCUGGACGAAAAGGGGCGGGGGUUGCUGUAUGCCGGGACGGUCGACUGUGUGAAGAAGACGGUGGUGAACGAGGGCGGUAUGGCCUUGUACAAGGGGUUCGUGCCCAUUUGGAUGAGGCUGGCGCCGUGGUCGCUGGUGUUCUGGUUGACGUACGAGGAGAUCGUGAGGCUGUUGGGGGCGGACCAGUUUUAGGGGAUGGGGUGAUGUGUUAUUUAAUUUAAUAAAUAAUAGAAAUAUGUG